UCAUCUCAUUUUUAAAAUAAUCAGUAGAAAUAUAAAUUUCUGUCUUUCAGUUUUUAAAUGUGGCAACUGAUAUGAAGUUUGAACAUACAUUGUGGUGGUCUAAUAAAACACUGGUUGGAUUUUGCCUAUGAACUGCAUUUGUAGCACCUGGACUAAAGUGCUGAAACAUUUUUGUUGGAGAAAUGUCUUCAAAGACAGAAAAGGAUGAAGAGAGGCUGAUUCAAGCUGCCAAAACAUUCUUUCUUUCCAUUCAAGAUUUUGCUUCCUUCACAAACACACUCACCGAAUUGUUCAAUAGCUGUAUGAAUUCUAAGAUCAUCACAAUGGCUGUGAAAGAAGAUAGUUACGUUAAGGAAGUCUUUGAACAAAUGGUCAGAAUUUUUAGGGAGAUGCAAUCUGUAGUGAAGGCCAAGGAUGACAACGUGCAAAAGCAACCUUUAUUUUCCAAGAUUGCAGCAGUGAUGGGCACUGAGAAGAGUACGGAUGAUGCAAAAGAGUUGCAGUCGUCAUAUAGAGAAAAGGUAGCACAAGUCAAUAUACCAUUCAUUGUCUCUCUGAUGAGUAGUGGUAACAUCAUUGCAAAUUUGGAAUCUGCUCUUUCACUCUUGCUGAUGCAUCCCAUCAUGAGUCUUCAAUUAAGUGACUUCUAUAGACAAGACACCAAAGGGCAAUCAGAUGCUACCACAUCUGAGCAAAGCCCAAGGGCAGGUCCAUCCACAACCACGACAGUAGGCACUGUGAAAAAGUUGCAGAAUGCACUAAGAAUUGCGAAUGCUAAGAAUACCACUGAGUCAGCCGCAGAACAGUUGGAGCAAAUUGUUAAAAAUAUGAGACCAACCUUAGAGAUCCUCCAAAGGGCCAUACGGACGAUGGAAAUUAGUGCUUAUGGGGUUAAGAAAGUCAAUGACUAGUAGAAGUGCAACAGAAGUGCUAAUUUCUGGCAGAAAAUGAGUUCAAAAUCCUGUGAGUUUUCAUAGCAUUUUUAGAUCUUUGAUGCCAGACAUGUGGUCUAUUGGGACACUGGUGCAAAGAGUAGUCACUUGGCAAACAAUUUACUUCAAGUUUGCUUUAGUCAAAUAAAAAUAAUAGAAAAGCCCACUUGAAAUGGUAUUACUAAAAACAAUUUAUUGUUAAAAAAUCAAUGUAAUAUUACAGUUGAGGAUGUUUCUAAACAUUUUACAUCAUCUUAAAGAAUGGUCUAAAUAACCUUAAACUAAUUUUCACUCUUAGUAAUUCUAUUCCUAGUUACUACAGUGCAAAUAUAAACAUUAUCAAUAGAUAAUCUGGCAGAAACGAUGUUCAGAAUUAGGAAGUAUAUAAAGUAACCCUCUGCAUUUUUGUCACUCAUAUACCAAUUUCUAUAUACCUCAGGGCCUAAUCAAUAUUUUUUUAUGAGAAGUAAUAGAAUUUUAUUACAAGAAUAACAUUAGAGUAUAUGAUUUGUUUUCAUUGGUCACCUACUGAGAUCUUAUGAUUAGCCUAUAUUAGAGGCUGAAAAUUGGAGGUGAUCUAAUCUUCCACAAUGAAAUUACCAUGACACUAGUUUGAGAUGUGCUUGUAUCGGGGAAGAAAAGUUAGAUAAGUCCAUUUAUCUACCAUAAAGUCUUCGGCUCUCAUGCAUUAUAAAUGAAUUUAUGCUCUCAAGAUUGCCCUGUUUCACUUGACAACUAACAGGAACUUUGUUGAGAAUAAGAAAAGCAAUUAUUAACUCUAGUUAUUUGUUGGAAUUUUCUUUUUGAGGGAAAAUGCUUAAGUUAUUUUCUUUAC
Messenger RNA from Myotis davidii, 1767 nucleotides. RefSeq names its product chromosome unknown open reading frame, human C12orf60 (gene CUNH12orf60). Bases 183 to 911 code for a protein of 242 amino acids. The record is from RefSeq and is a predicted model, not a curated record. The transcript has 2 exons. NCBI's taxonomy places the organism in Eukaryota, Metazoa, Chordata, Mammalia, Chiroptera, Vespertilionidae.